UCUUUCUUUCUUCUUCACUCUCUGCAACACACAAAUGGAAAAACCAUCCUCAAUGAAACAAUGGAAGAAAGGUCCUGCCCGUGGCAAAGGCGGUCCACAAAACGCUCUUUGCCGGUACCGUGGAGUCAGGCAACGAACAUGGGGCAAAUGGGUGGCUGAGAUCAGAGAGCCCAAGAAAAGGGCAAGACUCUGGCUUGGCUCUUUCGCUACUGCUGAAGAAGCAGCCAUGGCUUAUGACAAAGCCGCGUUGAAACUCUUUGGCCAUGAAGCGUAUCUCAACUUACCUCAUCUUCAGAGGAAACAAGGGCCUCCUGUGAACAACACUCAGAGGUUUAAAUGGGUGCCUUCAAAGAAGUUCAUCUCUAUGUUUCCUUCUUCUCGUGGUUUGCUUAACGUGAAUGCUCAGCCUAGUCUUCACAUUAUCCAACAAAGACUAGAUGAGCUCAAGAAAAAUGGACUUCUAUCUCAGUCUUAUUUCUCUACUAGCCUUCUUGAUGAAAAAACCAGCAAGAUGUUGGAAGGUGAUGAUCAGAAGAAACCAGAGAUGGACCUGAACGAGUUUCUUCAGCAGAUGGGAAUCUUGAAGGAUAAAAGUAAAGCAGAAGCAAGUGAAGUAGCAGAAUGUCAUUACACUCCACCAUGGAGCGAACAAGAAAAAAGUGGAGGUCCUUUCACAGAUCAGAGUUUAAGCUGGGAGUCGAUGAUUGAUGAGAUGCCAGGAAGUGACACCUUAGUUAUGCAUUUCGACUCCAAUAAUUUCGGAAGUUAUGAUGAUUUUGAGGAUGAUCUAGGCUUCCCUUCCAUCUGGAACUUCUGUGGAAGCUUAGAUGAGUGAGAGGUACUUCUUGUGGAUCAGGUUCAGAAGUACACGUGUGGAGUUAGGCUUAGUGUAGUGCUUUUUGGACUAGUGUAACAUGAUAGCUGCAUGGAUAGAAAAGGGAUAUGCUCAGAGUGCAGUCUAAUGAGUCAGUGUACUUCUGAAUAUGAACGAGUUGUUCUGUGUUUUUCUUUUUGUUGUAAGCAUGUUCAUUC
This is a messenger RNA of Brassica oleracea var. oleracea, 1032 nucleotides long. RefSeq names its product dehydration-responsive element-binding protein 2F-like. The coding region runs from base 35 to 835 and encodes 266 amino acids. Gene Ontology annotation, cellular component: nucleus. Lineage: Eukaryota; Viridiplantae; Streptophyta; Magnoliopsida; Brassicales; Brassicaceae. The record is from RefSeq and is a predicted model, not a curated record. Gene Ontology annotation, molecular function: transcription cis-regulatory region binding; DNA-binding transcription factor activity. Gene Ontology annotation, biological process: positive regulation of DNA-templated transcription; response to stress. The transcript has a single exon.